UACAGGACUCCUUCAACCCAACAAGGGACGUGGCCCUUAUGCAGUUUUCCUCAGGGACAACAGAUCUCCCCAAGGGUGUGAUGCUGACCCACUGCAAUGUGCUCACCAUCUACAUGCAGCACAAGUGCCUCGUGGAGAAUGAAAGGAAGGACGAAGUUGUCUCUGAGACACAAAUACUGAGCCGAGUGCUUCUGGUCAUCCCUCUGUGCCACAGUUACUGCAGCCUCAUAUUUACCCAGACUGUGCAUGUCGGCGGAUGUUCUGUGCUGAUGAGAAAGUUCUCCCCUGACUCCUUCCUGCACGCGAUACACAAGUACAAGAUCACAUUCGCGCCUGUCGUGCCGCACAUCAUCGACUUCCUGGUCCAUACUCCCCUGCUGAAGAAAUACGACAUCUCCUCCCUCAAGUCGGUAAUGAGUGCAUCGUCCCCGUUGGCCCCCUUGACCCUUCAGGCCUUCAAAACACGGGUGAACUGCAGGGUAAGGCAGGGCUAUGGGCUCACUGAGAAUUGUGCAAGCGUCACCCAGAACAACCCAGCUUUUGGCUUCAAGAUGGGAUCAGUGGGACGUGUGCUACCUUACCAGGAGGUGAAGAUCGUGACUCCAGGGAGUAGUAAGGGGCUGCCGCCUGGGGAGGAGGGGGAGGUGUGGGUGAGGAGUCCUGGGAUAAUGCUGGGAUACGCAUCCACUCCCGGAUCCGCCUGCUCUUCCCCAGUGCUGAAGGAAGGCGGAUGGCUGCCCACGGGAGACCUCGGUCACUGUGACCAUGAAGGCUUCCUCUUCAUCACAGACAGAAUCAAGGACAUCAUCAAAGUGAAGGGCUUCCAGGUAUCCUCAAAUGAGAUUGAGGAUGUGCUUCGAGGGGCAGAGGGGGUAGGGGAGGUGGCUGUGAUAGCGGUGCCGUCUUCCCGCCUGGGUGAGGCCCCUCGAGCCUAUGUGGUGCCCCUUCCUGGGAUGCCCGUCCCCUCCCUACAGGUCCUAAAGGAUUAUGUGGCAGCCCGCCUACCGGAGCACAAGCACCUGGCUGGGGGCGUGCAGGUGGUGGACGCCAUCCCCAAGAACGGCACUGGCAAGGUGCUCAAGAGGCGUCUUCGGGACGAGUACCUUGAGGCGGAGACGAGGCCUGCUGAUUCGCCCUUCUAGCUGUGAUGGGAUGGGGCGGGGAUCGUGUGAGAUUGGUCGUGGUGCUGCGGGGAGGUUGGCAAUGAGAAUGGUGUCGUACAUACGAAAAAAACACAAGUGUAACAAAACAGAUACAUAAGGAACAAGAAUGCAAAGAGGAAUACAGGUUCGAAAAGAAAGAAAAUAAAUAAAGGAAACCACUGUGAAAAAAGGCGAGAUAUUAUGCCAUAACAUGUAAGAAUACGGGUCCAUACAAUCCCGCUGUGAGGAUGUGUUGCCAUUCCCAGGGCUCCUACACCCAUACCACUUAAAAGUUACAGUUACCACCAUUGCAUAUAUGUUUUACAGACCAGCACAUCCAUCACAGCUAGGUACAUUACAAUUUUAUGUGCCAUUACAGUUUUAACAAAGUAAUUGUAAA
Messenger RNA from Scylla paramamosain (green mud crab), 1542 nucleotides. RefSeq lists its product as uncharacterized. Gene Ontology annotation, molecular function: CoA-ligase activity. The record is from RefSeq and is a predicted model, not a curated record. Lineage: Eukaryota; Metazoa; Arthropoda; Malacostraca; Decapoda; Portunidae. The coding region runs from base 39 to 1142 and encodes 367 amino acids. The transcript is spliced from 7 exons.